Molecule: messenger RNA, 1301 nt
Organism: Calliphora vicina (urban bluebottle blowfly)
Lineage: Eukaryota; Metazoa; Arthropoda; Insecta; Diptera; Calliphoridae
Product: protein YIPF1
Exons: 4
Coding region: 131-1180 (349 amino acids)
Biological process (GO): vesicle-mediated transport
Cellular component (GO): Golgi apparatus; membrane
Molecular function (GO): small GTPase binding
Source: RefSeq, a predicted model, not a curated record
GACAAAAAAAAAAGAAAAGAAAAAUUUUACGACGUGUAAAGAAAUUAACAAAAAACCAAAGAAUUUGUUUAAAAAACUUAACAAAUUAUAAUAAUUCACUUAAGUUAGAUAAAAUAAAAGGAAAACCAACAUGCAAACGGAUGAUUUAUUGCAAUUUAAAGAUUUUUCAAAUACACCCAACACCAGCAGUCCUCCGGCACAAAUAAAUGUCAAUUCACCCACACAUUCCAAUAGCUCCUCGGCCACUGGUAACCGGCAACGUGGUGAUCCUUUGCAGGAUUUAAUCUAUGACAUGAGUAAUUCGGCUAAUAUUUUAAGUGGCACAGGUGGUGGUGGUUCUGCUAAUGGCGGUGGUGGUCCCGGCAAUGCAGCCGAAGGUCUACCAGAACCUGCCACAGCAGGCACAAAUAAAGUGUCUUUUUUGACCUUGGAAUACUACCAGCAAUUUUUCAAUGUUGACACUUUAAUAGUUUUGGAACGUAUUGCUAAUUCUAUGAUACCCAAAAGAGCUCCGGGCAAUUAUUUAAAAUCGAUUAUUGGCCAAAAUCCAGAUUUGUAUGGCCCCUUUUGGAUUACUACUACAUUGAUUUUCAGUAUUGCUAUAAGUGGCAAUGUAGCUAGUUAUUUGCAGCAGGCUGAUGACCAUUACAAGUGGCGUUACAAUUUCCAUUUGGUUUCUGUGGCGGCCAGCUGUAUAUUUGUGUAUGUGAAUUUGUUGCCAGCCGCCUUGUGGGGCUUGUUUAAGUAUAGUUUGAAACCGAUACAGGAGGGUUUGGAAACGGAAAAUGGCGACUACACUCCUUCCCUGUUGACCUUAAUGUGUGUUUAUGGUUAUUCUUUGGCUAUUUACAUUCCUGUGUCCAUUCUAUGGGUCAUACAACUUUCCAUAUUACAAUGGCUUUUGGUCAUCACUGCCGCCUUAUUAUCCGGCUCCGUCUUAAUUGCUGUUUUAACUCCAGCCUUAAGAAAUUCUAAAAUUUCUUUAUUCCUUAUUAUAGCCAUCUUAGGAGCUCACUUCCUAUUGGCGGCCGGCUUUAUGUUGUGUUUCUUCCACGUACCCAGUGGUGGCAGUGUAGCAGCCAUUGCUACAACAGCAGCACCCAUUGUUAAUGUGGUGAAGCAUUCGGUGGUGACAACGGCCAGAGCUUUGGUGGGCAAUAUAAAUGAUACAAAAGUUUAAUAAGUCUAUAUAGAGCGCGCAUAUACUAUUGAUUUUUUUAUGUAAGUUUGAUUUUUAAAAUUAAGAAAGUAUUAAAAUUAAUAAAAGGAAAUUUAAUUAAUUGCGAAAAUAAUGAUGAAAA